GGCCAGACGGCAAAAAAUUUGGCGCGCAUCGAAACGAAAAAAAAUGCCGCAUUUUUGGUUCCGAAAGAUCGAAAACGAACCGCGCCGGUUGUACGGUUUACUUGUUCUGUGUACUUGUACGUACGAGUACUGUACUCCGCCCUCGCCUUCUUGGUACUGCUGCCGUAUUCUKUUGYACGGUACGAAGAAACCCGUCGGACGAGUCGCACAACCAAAUUCCAGCCUACCUUGCAAACAAGAGACUUGCCGCGGCAACAAUCCGUGCARCACCAACGACAGCAACAGCAACAGCAGCGACCAAAACAACCAGGAUGGACGAGCAGCAGUACUACGAAGAAGACCACCAGCAGCAAGAAGAAGCCGGCGGCCAGAUCGACGGCGCCUUUGCGCGGGUCAACGGGGGGAUGCUCCAGUCGGGGCGCUUCGAGAACCAGAUCGUCAGCCUGGUGGGCCAGGUCGUCGCGCACGACACGAUCCGCACCGCGGACGGUUCCAGCGUCCGCCUGGUCACCGAGCACCUGGCGGACGACACCGAGGACGGGAGCGGCGGGCUGAUCGUCGAUCCCAACACGGUGGUGGAGAUCAUGGGGCAGGCCUCGGGCCCGACGGAGCUCACGGUGCGUGMCGCGGUGUUGUSGYGUGUUGUCGUGUGUUSUCGUGUUGGGCUGGUGUUGCGUUUUCUUUCUUUCCYCGUUGUUUUCUCGACCGCGUUGCCAGAUGGUCGAAAGCUUGASUUUGUUCUCACACAACACCGUCGAUUCAAAUUCCGAUUCCUUUCGUCUCGUCUCGUCUUUUCUCGCCUGUGGUYGCCUUGCCUGGUUGCMUUKCCCGAUUGUCGCGUUUGGCAUCCCCRCCAGGCCUUUAUUCGCCGCGAGCUCGGCACGGACAUGGACCUGGGCCUCUACAACCAAAUGAUCACGAUGCAACAGAAAGACAAAUACGUCCAAUACUUUUCCCCMGCCCCCGAAGGCCAAUAAGAAWAAGAAACGAAACGAGGCGACGGGUGGGGUUCCCGAKCAUGCGGGCGUCSCAACGCUGCRUUGGUUCGAGGAACGCUCGGGCCAGCGGACGAGGAAACAAGCAAACGAGGGGAUGGGAAUGGAACGGAGCAUAUUMUUUWGCAUAGAAACGUACGGGUGAGGGCCCUGGGAAUGCACGGUGCAGCAGCUUUAGAAAGGAAUUUGUGUUAUUGGYGAUGGAGCGAGAGUGAGAGUGACAAUGAUAGAGGGAGAGAGUGUAAACCAAUAACCACAACGGUCUGGCUUUUGCGUGCUUUGCGGUGUGUGCACUAGGGGAAGGCGAGCGUGGAAAUCGAUGGAUAAUCAUUGCCGAGCAUGCAUUGCCUCGCCAUGUCGCGAUGGAUUGGAUAGGAGGAUUGUACAGCUCGCGUAGUAGCGUGUAUUUGUUAGACGUCC
Molecule: messenger RNA, 1415 nt
Organism: Pseudo-nitzschia multistriata
Lineage: Eukaryota; Bacillariophyta; Bacillariophyceae; Bacillariales; Bacillariaceae
Source: the annotation of a GenBank genome assembly